AUGAACCAGAUCACCGAUUUCCUCGCCACCAUUGGCGAAGAAGUCAUUGACGUGGAUGAGGAAUCCUUCCUCCUAUUCGCGCAAGACAUCCCAACCAACAAUCUGGGCAUGCUCGAUGCCCGCGCGCCAUCAGUAGAGGUCACGAUCAACGGCAACGACUACACCAUCCACCAGUCCCCAUCAUUACUCUCCUCCCAUCGAGCCGGAGGAACGACAGGCGCCGUCCUAUGGAAAAUCACCCCCAUCUUCGCAGAAUGGAUCUCAAGCCCCUCCAACCCCCUCUGGACCCAUACCCUCCUCACCCACACCUCAACCGUAGCAGAGCUAGGCACCGGUAUAUCAGCCCUAGUCGCCCUAUCACUAGCGCCCAGCGUACAGCACUACAUCGCCACAGACCAAGAAUACGUGCGCAAACUAUUCCGCACCAAUCUUGACGCCAACGUCUCGACGACUACCAGCAAAUCAAAGAGCAAAAGCAAGGGUUCCAAACCAAAGUCAAAGGUGUCGGCGUCGGCGACUCCAAGCGCAAUCAAUAAUGUCUCCUUCACGACUCUGGACUGGGAAACGGACCAGGCCGCCUCGCUGAAAGAAUGCAUCGAUGCGGACGGUGCCGAAGACGAGGAAGAUAGAGGCUUUGAUCUGCUUCUCUCGUGCGAUUGUGUCUAUAACGAAGCGCUUGUUGCGCCGUUUGUACGGACUUGCGCGGAGAUUUGUCGGCUGAGGCCGGUUUAUGUAGAUGGUGCUCAGGAAGGGCGGAGGCCGACGGUUUGUAUUAUUGCGCAGCAGCAAAGAUCGCCGGAUGUGUUUGAGGCUUGGUUGAGGGAGGCGAUGAGAGAGUUUCGGGUUUGGAGGGUGAGUGAUGAGGUUCUGGGGAAGGGGUUGGGGGGUGGUUCUGGGUAUUUGGUGCAUUUGUUGUUGGCGAAGGAGUAA
Messenger RNA from Penicillium bovifimosum, 930 nucleotides. Its product is annotated as S-adenosylmethionine-dependent methyltransferase. The transcript is spliced from 3 exons. The coding region runs from base 1 to 930 and encodes 309 amino acids. The record is from RefSeq and is a predicted model, not a curated record. NCBI's taxonomy places the organism in Eukaryota, Fungi, Ascomycota, Eurotiomycetes, Eurotiales, Aspergillaceae.